Molecule: messenger RNA, 973 nt
Organism: Amblyraja radiata (thorny skate)
Lineage: Eukaryota; Metazoa; Chordata; Chondrichthyes; Rajiformes; Rajidae
Product: golgin subfamily B member 1-like
Exons: 6
Coding region: 323-973 (216 amino acids)
Source: RefSeq, a predicted model, not a curated record
UGUUUUGGGAUUAAGUAACUUUAUACCUUAAUUUCCAAAAUGUUGAGGAGACACAUUUUCUGUGGAGCUUUAUUCAAGCUUCUAAUCUUUUCUCACUAGUGAUAGUUAAGGAAUUUAUCAUUGGAUAAAUAUGUAAAUGGAAUUACCAUUUUGCCUGAGCAAUCUUCAAGCUUAAUGAAUUGUAGCAUUUCAAGGAUAUUUGAUGAUUUCAAAUGCCGGUAAUUAGUAGAACAUAUGAUUUUCACUGACUGCCAUUAACUGCAGUGGAAACAAUUGCAAACUGUGGAGGUAUUGCUUUAUUUGCAACAAAUAUCAGAUCAUUAUGGGUGUUUUUUCCUUUCUCUUUCUUCAAGAACAAGUGAGGCUUCUGAACCAAGAGGUGGAAAGAUCGGAGGACAGGUCUUUGUCAAUUGAAGCUUCGUUCCAGUCUAAAAUCGAGCAGAUCCAAGAGGAGCUGGACAAUGUACAGCUUGUUUCUGCUCAGAAGCUUCUGCUGGAGCACAAAGAUGUGGAGAUUGACUAUGAAGAGGAGGACGACCAGUUACACCUAAAUGUGAACUGGCCACAAUACGUCGAGGCACAAAAUGAGAAGCUUCAAAACAUAUUGGAAGCAUAUGAAGAGCAAUACCAGAACAUGCAAAUAAGUGAAUCUGAAUCUGCAGAGGAACUGAUGAAGUGGCGAGAAACAGAUUAUAAACCAACACCGAGCUAUGACAAUGAUGAGAGGACUGUGAUGGAAUUAAAGAUGAAUCAAGUUGAGGAAAACAGAGAAGAUUUGAUCUCAGAACUGCCGGAGCUGGAGGAGGAAGUAGGGGAUCUUCAGAGACAAGGACAGGGUCAAGGAUGGACAAAGCAGACCACAGCUGGCCAAAAGUUUAUGCUUCAGAUGGAUGACCUUAAUUCUGACAACGUGCUGCUAAACGCACAGUUGGUUCAGUACAGGGAGGAGCUAAACCAGAUCCUGUCUUUGUAG